AGGUGAACAGGUAAACAGGGGAACAGGUGAACUGGAUCAUCAUGUCCAUCAGUGUGAAUCUGAGGAGGAUCUCCAACCUGCCGGGUCGAUACGACAGAAAGGUGGAACUGUGCUUCAGAGGUUUCACCCACAAAACCAGAGUCCUGCAGUGCGAGAACUUGGCCAUCUUCAACGAGCAUUUCCGGUGGCCUCACUACGGUAAAGUGAUCAGAGAUGAAGUUUUGUCCGUCAGUGUUUACAACUGCAGUAAAGUCUUCUCCAACAGACUCCUCGGUAAACUGGUCGUCAGCCUCCAGCACGUCGUGUCGGCGGGGAGGCUGUUGCUACGGGAACCGCUCACUGACGCCAACUACAGCCUGACUGAUAUUUAUAUCGAGUUGGACAUUCGAUAUCAUCCAGUGGAGGGAACAGCAGGCAGCUGGGAGGGCCUCGACUUCCUGCAGGUGGAAGACAAUGAUGAAUCGGCUGUGGUCAUCAGGAAUGACGGAUUCAGUGACCCUGAGAGUCAGCUGACUGUCACUCGCCCAGGUCAGCUGGAGAGAGAAGCCCGGCGUCUUGGGCGGAGCCUGGUCCGGACCGGGGAUGAAGAUGAUGAAGAUGAUGAUGAUGAUGAUUUUGAUGACGACAUUAUGGACUUGGAGGCCUCCGACAUUAUCUUCACUCCUCUGCUGAGUCGUAGCAGGCCGGUGUACAGAAGUGUUGCCGCGGCGAUGCCCAGAGUCCAGAGCUUUCAGUUGAAUGUGAACAUCCUGGAGGCUCAGAAGCUGGUCGGAGUGAACAUCAACCCUGCAGUUUUCAUCAGAGUCGGAGAUCAGAAAAAACGCACCGCGACGCAGAAAUCCACCAACUGCCCAUUCUACAACGAGAACUUCCAGUUUGAGUUUCAGGAGGCUCCACAGAUCCUCUUUGAUAAAGUCAUAGAGAUAAAGGUGUUCCACAGGCGGCUCCUGGCUUUCCUGAUGACCCACAUUGGAACGUUUAAGAUCGACAUCUCCACCGUGUACAACCAGCCAGAUCACCGCUUCUACCAGAAGUGGGCUCCCCUCAGCGACCCGGCGGACACCAGGUCGGGGAUCAAGGGUUACGUCAAGGCCAGCCUCAGUGUGCUGAUGAAGGGGGACGCUGUGGGCAUGCCCAGCGUGCCAGCGGCCUCCUCGUCCGGAGCCAGUGAGGACAUCGAAAAGAACCUGCUGCUUCCUCGAGGAAUGGCCUCUGAGCGUCCGUGGGCUCGAUUCCGUGUGCGGAUCUACAGGGCCGAGGGUCUGCCCACGAUGGAGGCCGGGCUGUUGGCCAAGAUGUCAAAGGCCACCGACCGGACUGUCUUCAUUGAUCCCUACGUACACGUGACCUUUGCUGGACAACAGGGCGAGACCUCGGUUGCCAGCUCCACCAACUGUCCCGUUUGGAACGAGGAAAUCUGCUUCAUCGAGCAGUUUCCGCCUCUGGCUCAGCGAAUCAGAGUCCAGGUCCUUGAUGAUGCCAAGAUGGGAGACGUCGCCUUGGCAACGCACUUCCUGGACCUGCAGCAGAUUUCCGACCACACCAGGAACGGGUUCAACCCCACCUUCGGACCAAGUUGGGUGAAUCUGUACGGUUCUCCUCAGAACUCCACCCUCGGAGACGUUCACCAGGCCUUGAACCAGGGUCUGGGCGAAGGAAUCUUCUACCGCGGUCGGAUCCUCCUCGCUCUCUGCGUGGACGUUUACUCCUCAUCUGCAACCGUCACUCCAGAAACCAGCUCUGCCGCCGUGGGAAAGGUGAAGGGAGCGCUGGGGAAAUUGGGACUGAAGAUGAAGAAGAGGAGCAGCAAGAAGGGGAAGAAUAAGGAAGCACCUGCUUCUGUCGGCGCAUUGGUGGACGAUUCUGGGGAGGCGGGAGUUGAGAUACCGGAGACUGUUACAGUGGAGAUCGAGGAGAUCCACCCUCUCCCUGAGGGAUUCGUGGGACAACCGGAGGACUUUCUGUUGUUUGCAUCUCUGUUUGAGGUCACUAUGAUGGACCCGUCUGUAGGAACCAGGCCGUUGACCUUUGAACUCUCCAUAGGGAAUUAUGGGAAGGCCGUGGGGGUUGAGAGAUCCAAGAAGAGCCAGAGCAGGGAGGAGCUGAGGAGGAGCAGGGAGGAUCUAAACGAGGAGGGACGGGGCCUGCUGGAGUCGGAGGAGGAGCUGGACAGAGAGGAGGUGCUGAGUCCAGAACCCGAGUCCAGAUCGGUGUCUGCUCCGGCCAGACCGCAGCCCACCGAGUACGACAGGUCCUUCCAGUGUCUUCCCCUCCAGCCUCCCUCUGAGAAACAGAAGCCUUGUCUGUUCGUCUGGAGUCAGUUUGAGGAUCACAGCUUUCGUCUCUAUCAGGCGAACUGGCUCAACAAGACGGCCGACAGGCUGGAGAUCGGUCUUAAUGAGGUGGAACGUCUCUUGAGGAGGCCGAGGAGUAACGUGAAGGAGCGUUUGGUGGAGGUUCUGAUGGAGCUGGUGUCCGCCUGCAAGCAGUUCAAUGUUUUCGCGGACAGGAGGUCUCCGUCUCGUCCUAACAAACUGGACAAAUGCAGGAAGGAGUUCAUCAAGAAGAAUUUGAUCAUUCUGGCCAGACAGGCUGUGAGGUUCAGGCGCAGGAUCACCAGGCGGAUGGUGAAACAGCGGCUGACGGACAGUCGGAAACUCUUGAGGAAACUCCGCCUCCUGGCGAAAGAGCCCCAGACCACCAUCCCAGACGCAUUUCUAUGGUUACUGAGCGGGAGCAAGCGGUUGGCCUACGUCAGGAUCCCCUCCUACUCCAUCCUGUUUUCAUUGGUGGAGGAGCAGAGGGGGCGGGACUGCGGCAGAGUCACCACCCUCUACAUGAAGUCGCCGGGAGGUCCAGCGAGUGAGAUCUUCGCGAAGCUGGAGGUCUACCUUUGGCUCGGUCUGGCCAAGUACAGUAAAGAGGUCACCACCAGCUUGCCGGAGGAGUUUCUGCCGGUCUAUGAGGAAGAGGAUGAGCAGGUGAGGAGGCUCGUCCCCCCGGGGAAGAGGAAGCUUCCUGUCACUGUGUCCUGCCAGGACAGCAGGUACUUCCAGCUAAGAUGUCACAUGUACCAGGGGCGUGGCCUAAUUGCUGCCGAUGACAACGGCCUAUCGGACCCUUUCGCCAAGGUGCUCUUCUCGACACAGUGCCAGGUCACAAGGGUGUUGAAUGAGACCCUCUCUCCAGCCUGGUGUGAGUGUUUGCUGUUCGACAGAGUUCUGUUGGAGGGGACGAGGGAGGAGCUCCAACGAGACCCGCCUCUCGUCAUCAUCAACAUCUACGACCACGACACCAUGGGCAGCCCGAAGCCUCUGGGUAGGGCGUUUGCCGAGCCAGAGUUCAAGUUCGUGGAGAAGCAUUACCAGAAGCCCCACCUCCGUUACUAUGACAUCAGCAUGGGCAAGGCCCCGGCUGGUGAGCUGCUUGCCGCCUUCGAGCUCAUCGAGCUGGACUACUCAGGGUUUGGAGAGCCUUGCGUUCCCAGCAGUGUGGACCCAAAGGAGCUGGCCUACCUGGAGGAGGAGAAAUGUUACAUCAUACCAGAGGGAGUCCGACCUGUUCUGAAGACCUUCAGGAUUGAGGUGCUCUUCUGGGGUCUGCGGGAGCUGAAGCGGGUGCAGCUGUUUGAGGUGGAGCGACCCAUGGUGAGGGUGGAGUGUGCGGGACAACAGCUGGAGUCCGAAGAGAUCGAGAGCUACAAGACUCACUCCAACUUCAAAGAGCUGGUCCGCUAUAUCAACGUGGAUCUGCCGGAGCAGGCCUACCUCCACCCUCCUCUGACGGUGUUUGUAGUGGAGCAUCGGGCAUUCGGUCGGCUCGCUCUGGUCGGGACCCACGUGGUCCAGAGCCUCAUAGACUACGCGCCGCGCGCCCCCGGCGGGGAGCAAGAGGAGGAGGAUAACGAACCGAAAGCAAGGAAGAAUACGAAGAAGGUCAACGCUCUGAUGUCCGUGAAGAACAUUGGACUCAGCGGGCUGCCAAUUAAACAGUCAAAGAUUCCUAUCAACCCCAUCAAGCUGGUUAAUGCUCCUCUGAAGAAGCUGAUGGGGAAGGGCGGGGAGGCAGAGGAGCUUGAGGAGGACACGCCUGAGAAGGAGGAGCUGGAUUGGUGGUCCAAAUACUACGCUUCACUGGAGGAGAUGGAGAGACAGGCGAGACAGGCUGCUGAAGACGAGGAGAAAGAGGAACAAGCAGAGAGCGAAGGGGUUAAUCUGACCAUGGCAAAUAUUGAAGAUGACGAGGAGGAGGAAAUCGUGGUGGUGGAAGUUAAGCCUCCCAAACGCAAGAACAUUGCCACACUGAAGCUGUAUGCAGGCGAUCUGGAAUCCGAGUUCGGUCAGUUUCAGGACAGGCUGCAGACCUUCCCGCUGUAUAAAGGCAAAGCGAGCCCUGAGGACGAAGACGAGGACGAGGAGGAGAGGCUGAUGGGAAAAUACAAGGGCUCCUUCCUGAUUUAUCCCAUUGAUCCGGAAGAUGAAGAAGACACCACUUGUCAGAUCACCAAGGGAAUCCCCAAAAACUCACCGUUCAAAGUCCUGGUCCGAGCCUACAUCGUCAAGGCCACCACCCUGGCUCCCACGGACCCGAACGGUAAAGCCGACCCGUACCUGGUGGUCCGAGCCGGACAGCAGAGCCUGAACACCGCUGACCGAUACAUCCCCAAACAGCUCAACCCCGUGUUCGGCGAGGUUUUGGAAUUCACCGUGUCGUUCCCGCUGGAGACGGAGCUGGUCGUCACAGUGAUGGACCACGAUCUCAUCGGGGCCGACGACGUCAUCGGCGAGACGCGGGUCGACCUUGAGAACCGAUUCUACAGCCGCCACAGAGCGUCCUGCGGCCUGGCUCUCUACUACGACACUGAAGGCUACAAUACGUGGCGCGACGGGAAGAAACCGUCUGCCAUUUUGGCAGAACUCUGCAAGUCUAACGGCGUCCCGCCUCCGGAGUACAGGACAUCCGAGGUCAAAGUCCUUAACAGGAUCUUCAAGAUACCGCCGGACGCAGUACCUGAAGGUCUGUCAAAGAAGAACCAGCGGUCUCCGGAGGAGGAGGCCGAGAUGGAGGAGCACGCAGCCCUGAGCGUGCUGCACCGCUGGGGGGAGAUGAGCGAGUUCUUCCCCGGAGCGCUUCUUCUGGUCCCGGAGCACGUGGAGAUCCGGUCCCUGCAGAACCAGGACAAACCUGGACUUCCACAGGGUUACCUUCACAUGUGGAUUGACAUGUUUCCUACUGAUGCACCUGCUCCGCCCGCCGUUAACAUCAAGCCCCGCCUACCUGAACAGUACGAGCUGCGAGUGAUCAUCUGGAACACGGACGACGUGUUUCUGGACGAUGUGAACCCGUUCACCGGAGACCCGAGCUCCGACAUCUACGUGAAGGGGUGGAUUAAAGGACUGGAAGGAGAGAAACAGGAGACCGACGUCCACUUUAACUCUCUGACCGGGGAAGGAAACUUCAACUGGAGAUUCGUGUUCCGCUUCGACUACCUUCCCACUGAGAAAGAGGUGGUGUUUAAGAAGAAGGAGUCCUUUUUCUCUUUGGAGGAGUCAGAGUUUCGGCAGCCGGCCGUCCUGACGCUGCAGGUCUGGGACUACGACCGCAUUGGCGCCAACGACUUCCUGGGCUCCAUAGAGCUGCGUCUCAACGACAUGGUGCGAGCGGCGAAGGAAUCCAGUAAAUGCACCAUUCAGAUGGCCAAGGAGCGGGCCAGCCCUCGGCUCUCCAUCUUUCGCGCCAAGAAGAUGAAGGGCUGGUGGCCGCUGACCCGCCCGAAGACGGCCGAGGACUUCGAGAGGGAGGAGAAGGAGAGGGAGGAGGCCAAGAAGAAGGGAAAUAAGAAGAAGAAGAAGAAGGACAGGAGGAGCAAAAUGAAAAAGGAGGAAAUCGAGUACACUGACAGCAGUGGCAGCACCUUCCUGCUAAUGGGGAAGGUGGAGGUGGAGCUGCAGCUGGUGACAUUGGAGCAGGCGGAGGGAAACCCUGUGGGUCGGGCACGCAAGGAGCCGGAGCCUCUCGACAAACCAAACCGUCCCUCCACCAGCUUCAACUGGUUCGUCAACCCGAUGAAGACCUUCAUCUUCCUCAUCUGGAAGAAGUUCAAGAAGUUCAUCAUCGCUCUGGUCAUCCUCGCCAUCCUCACGCUCUUCCUCGGCCUCAUCGUCUACACGCUGCCGCAGCAGAUCAGCUCCCUCAUCAUCAAAGGGUGAAGAAACCAGCGGGGAGACUUCAUUCCGACCCCCCCACCAUCCCCCCCCCAUAUGCCAAAGACUCCCAGUCUCAGGUUUCUAAUCCGGGACUGAUCCAGUUACUGAGAAGCCUAAUCAGUAAAUCUCCUGUGUGCUUAAAAUAAAAGAUUUCCUUUAAUUGAUACGAGCAAUUUACGACAUUAGUACGGUUUGGAUAAAAAUAAGUUAUAAACCAAAUCAGUAACCAGUCAGGCAGUAACAGUAUAAUCAGGUGAUUUGUUGCAAUGAGUGAUCCGCUGCACUACAUUACCCAGCAUGCUCCUUUAUACACAUGUAUACACAUACUACAUAAUGGCAUUUGGGGAUUUGUUUUUAAUACACAACCAGAAGAAAUUACUGGACACAGUUUACUGCAGAUUUAAAUUUAAAUCAUAUAUUUAUGUGGAUGAAUCAGCACUUUAUCCAAAACUCAGAGAUAACUCUGUUGUAAAAAAGUCUAGUUUUGUUGAUUUGAUUGUUGCAAAUGGUAUAUUUUGAAAGUAAAUAAAAUAAGUGCAUUCAUAUUUUUGGUAAAAUUUUGCGAAAUGGCUGAUGUUAUAAAAUGUACAAGUUUGUUGAAUUUGAAAGUUAGCUUUUGUUUCUGAGUAAAUACAUGAAUAAAUUAAUGUCAGUCCAAAACCAGAUAAGUUAAAAGAAAAUGGUUGAAUUCUUGAAUACAUGUAAACAAUGUAAUGUUUGUCCUAAGAGGGUGAGGGGAGGGGGGCAGAGGAAAAGUAAUGUGGUCGUUCAAAUGAAGAGGAUUCCUCCUCUGGAGAGCAGGAACGUGAUCGGGGGAUCUCAUGGAGGAGAGAUAUCAGACUACAAAUCCUGAACAAAAUAUGUGUAAACGACCACAGAAACUGACAGAA
Messenger RNA from Pungitius pungitius (ninespine stickleback), 7096 nucleotides. RefSeq names its product fer-1 like family member 4 (gene fer1l4). NCBI's taxonomy places the organism in Eukaryota, Metazoa, Chordata, Actinopteri, Perciformes, Gasterosteidae. The record is from RefSeq and is a predicted model, not a curated record. Gene Ontology annotation, cellular component: membrane. The transcript has 49 exons. Gene Ontology annotation, biological process: plasma membrane organization. The coding region runs from base 42 to 6209 and encodes 2055 amino acids.